AUGACGCAUUGGAAGACCACGAGGGAACAGUCAGCAUUGUUGGCCGAACAAUCACAAACUUACGCUUUGCCGACUACAUACAAUGUAGAUAUCCUUGUCGGAAGCGAAACAAGAGAUAAACAACCUAGCUUAGCGAAUAGACAAACAUCCAAAGCCUUUGGCAUGCACGUCAGUGCAGAGAAAAACAAACUGAUGACCAACAACACCAAAGUAAUCAGCACUUACAUCAGGUUCAAAUACUUGGGAGCAAGUGUAACAAAUGCAGGAUUCAAGCCAGAAUUACUCGCCAGAGUCGCACACACGACAGCAGUGUACGCACAACUGAGGAACGUCUGGUGGGACAGAAACACAGCCUUCAUCUCAAAAAUCAGACUUAUAUGCGCCCUAGUUGUCCAUGCAGACGGCGGUCUGUACGUCACCAACGUCCAUAACAAAAACGCCGGUGUUUACGAAUGCAAGGCACAGACGUCGAUACACUCCAUCAGGCCGCCUCAGAUGCCGGCUGGCGUCUACAUUUACGACGCCCUCGUGACGUCACAGUCGGACACAGUCGUCUGGAGCGUGUCGUCUGGCAUUGAGAAUUGCGCCCCUAUCAUACGCUAUGAUGUAGAGGCACAAAGCAACUUCCGGCCUGGGGAAUGGAGGGUCGUAGUCGCGGACGUUUCCGAGUCGUCAACCAUACAGAAAGCCCAGGCAUUAAUGCGUCGCGAUGAUGAACGCGUUUCCUUGGUUACUGAACUCGUUCCCGAUACGCUCUACCACUUCCGGCGUCCGUUCAGCUGUUCUCUUCAGCCCCCGUUCUGGCCCCCAGGAAUGUCGGGGGAGGCGGCGUUAAAGUGGGGACCCAGCUGGUCACUUGGGAGCACAGAUGAUAUCGCCCUGUCGGAGGGUAGAUGGGUGGAGGAGGUAGGUGCACAGAACUUCUACCGCGAAUACUCGGUCAAGGUCGCCGCAUAUAACGACCUCGGUCACGGACCAAACUUGACCGAAAAGGUCAUAUAUUCAGCUGAAGACAUGCCCCUGGCGGUUCCCUUGAUGCAAGACGUGGAAACGGAGAACGCAACCUGCCUGAUCGUCCACUGGAUCCCACUUGAGGACACGAAAGAAGUAAUAAGGGGCCGAAUCAGGGGUUACAGGACGAACACCGCUCUGAUCCUGGGCCUCACUCCCAAUAAGAAAUACCUCGUACGGGUCAUGGUCAUUAACAGCGCCGGCGUCGGGCCUGUCGGCGAGUGGCGCGUCGGGAAGACGUACCAUAAACCGUUACAUGAUUACCCCACCAACAUCGUGGUUUACGAUCAUGACGAGACGAGUGUACUCGUCCGCUGGCGGAGAGUGCGAGUCUUCGCCUCGGAGGAGUCCAUUCUGGGCUAUAUUGUCCGCGUUCACAAAAUUCAAAAUGAUAUACGUUCGGCUAAGGACACCCGGGUAGACCAAGCAACCGAGGUCGUCAUUUCCGGUCUCCAGCCAAACACCGUCUACGUGCUGCGUGUGUAA
Messenger RNA from Dreissena polymorpha, 1497 nucleotides. RefSeq names its product contactin-like. Gene Ontology annotation, molecular function: protein binding. Lineage: Eukaryota; Metazoa; Mollusca; Bivalvia; Myida; Dreissenidae. The transcript has 10 exons. The record is from RefSeq and is a predicted model, not a curated record. Bases 1 to 1497 code for a protein of 498 amino acids.